AUGACUGAAGAUGAUACCGUUUUGAAAAAGUCCAAGGUAAUAGGGGUAAUUGGCCUUGGGGAUAUGGGUCUUCUCUAUGCCAGAAGAUUUAGUGAAGCACAGUGGACUGUUAUUGGAUGUGAUCGUGAAGAAUUGUUUGACGAAUUGAGUCAAAGAUACAAACAUGAAAAGUUCUCUGUCAAAAAGAAUGGGCAUUUAGUUUCAAGGGAAGCAGACUAUAUAAUAUACAGUGUGGAGGCUGAAAACAUUGACAAAAUUGUUUCCCUUUAUGGACCAUCUACCAAAUAUGGUGCGAUUGUAGGGGGACAAACAUCAUGUAAAUCGCCUGAAAUCGCAGCAUUUGAAAAACACUUGCCAUCGGAUACACAUAUCAUCUCUUUGCAUUCGUUACAUGGUCCAAAAGUGAACACCACUGGCCAACCCUUGGUAAUAGUCCCUCACAGAACCAAUGAAGCAAGCUUGCAGUUGGUGAAGAGUCUUGUUUCCUGUCUUCAUUCCAAAGUGGUUUCUUUAACGGCACAAGAGCACGAUAGGAUCACGGCGGACACUCAAGCGGUGACGCAUGCCGCGUUUUUGUCAAUGGGUGUUGCCUGGAAAUCAUGCAAUCAGUACCCAUGGGAAACACCCAAGUGGAUCGGUGGUUUGGAAAAUGCCAAAAUCAACAUUUCACUUCGAAUCUUUUCCAACAAAUGGCAUGUUUAUGCCGGGUUGGCCAUCACAAACCCAUCAGCACAUGAUCAGGUUUUGCAAUAUUCAAAAUCUACAACUGAACUAUUUACGUUGAUGAUACAGGGUAAAAAGGAGGAAUUGAAUGAGCGAUUACAAAAGGUUAAGCAAUUCAUUUUCAAGCACAUCAAAGACCAUGAUCUUUUGUUAGAUGACAACAUUUUGGAAAAAUUCUCUUUGAACAAGACGCCUCCUGAGGGGAAACAACCCAACUCUCAUCUUUCGUUGUUGGCAAUUGCAGAUAGUUGGUACAACUUGGGAAUUGUUCCGUAUGAUCACAUCAUUUGCUCAACCCCAUUGUUUAGAAUAUUCCUCGGUGUUACUGAAUACGUAUUUUGUACACCGGGACUCUUGGAGGAAAGUAUAGAGGUUGCUGCCACUGACACAUCAUUUAGACAAGAUGACUUGCAUUUCACCCUUGCCGCUGAGACGUGGGCAAGAAUCAUCCAGUUUGGAAACUUUGCCCUCUACAAAGAUGAGUUCGAAAAGACUCAAGCCUUCUUCCGUCCUAUGUUUCAAGAAGCUAAUGCAAUUGGUAACGAGAUGAUUAAGACAAUUUUGGAAAGAGUUAAAGAAAGAGAAGAGCGGAGUUAG
This is a messenger RNA of Lodderomyces theae, 1320 nucleotides long. RefSeq names its product prephenate dehydrogenase (NADP(+)) (gene TYR1). Bases 1 to 1320 code for a protein of 439 amino acids. Lineage: Eukaryota; Fungi; Ascomycota; Pichiomycetes; Serinales; Debaryomycetaceae. The record is from RefSeq and is a predicted model, not a curated record. The transcript has a single exon. Gene Ontology annotation, biological process: L-tyrosine biosynthetic process. Gene Ontology annotation, molecular function: prephenate dehydrogenase (NADP+) activity; NAD+ binding; NADP binding.